GCGGCGGCCCUGCCCCACUGUCCACUGGCCUUGUGGGCGGGGUACUUCGGCUCUCUUCGGAUACUUCUCCGGCUCUUCUCUCUCUCUCUCUCUCCCCCCCGUGCGUUUCCCUUCCCCUUCUCUCCUCUCCUGCCUGUUCGGCUCCCCACACUGCAGCUUCCCUUCCCUCUCACCUCGGUGACCGCAUUGGGUGCUCGCGGGGCGGAAGAGGAGGCGCGGGUCGAGGUCGGCUAGCCUAACCCGUCCGGCCGUACCGAGGCUGGUGGGAUCCGCUCGCCGGCCGGCACCGGGGAGGUGAGCCACCCCCACGUGCUCGCCGCGCGGUUAAACUCACUGGUGGUGGGUUCUCUUCUCCGAAUCCCGGCGUUUCUAUUUGUUUCGUUUCGGGUGGGCUCGGAGCCGCGUUCCCCCCCCCCCCCCCCCCCCUGAGCCACUGUUGCUCGGCGAGGUUGCGGCGUGGGUUCUGGCGGAGUUUCUCCGGUUCCACAGUCGCGGCGAAAUGCCCCAGGUCACCAACGCCCAUGCUUCUAUGACCGAGAGACUCCGGGCUUGACCAGGACGGAUUUGAGCGAAUAUCUUGAGGUUCAUAUUGUUGCUGGAGGGGAAUGGAAACUCCAUCAGAGGCCUUGAAGCCGGCGGAGGCUAAACCGGCGAAGCCACGGCCAGUGGCGCCCACGGGCAGGUUCGCCUUGGGGACUGCUUCGUCCAUUAAAAAGCGAGCUGAUGGUUCGGCUCCGGCGGAGGUGGGUGUGCCCCGGUCUUCCUUGAUGAAGUCUACCUCGUCGCUGAACGCCAGUUCGGCGACGAGAAGAAGCAGCACGGGGACUGCUGGGAAGCAACAGGACAAUGGGAGCUCAGCUGCUGCUAAGAAGUCUAGUCCUACGCUGUCGGAUGGCGCGAGGAAGACUAAACUGGUGUCAGCUCCCGCUGCUGGCUCAAAACCAGCAGUGGAGAAGAAAACAUCCUUGGUCGAGAGGACAGGUGCCGAUUUGGCCAGGAAGCCUGCUGUUAAGGCAUCCCCAACUUCAACACUGAAGAAGGUCCAGUCAAAGACAGAGAGCUCCAAUGGCAGCAGUGGCAGCACCAGGAGAGUGUCCUCCAAUGCUUCUGUGCCAUCGCCACGUUCCGUCACAAGCAAUGCAGCAAGGAAACUGGGUACUCAAGCAUCAUCUGCUGCGUCUAAUCGGCGGAAGAGCUCAACCGCAGAUAGCCGUGAUUCGAGAUUCAUGAUGCUGCCACAGGUGGAUUUGAAGGCUAGCGAUGAAGUGAGGCUGGAUUCAAGAGGUCAUCGAGUUCGUAGUCUCAAGCAGCUGAGGUUAUCACAUGCUCUUGAGUUUGUGUAUCUGAGGGACAACCUUUUAUCAAGUUUGGAGGGCAUUGAGAUUCUCAAGGGGGUAAAGGUUCUUGAUUUGAGUUUUAAUGAUUUUAAGCUCCCUGGGUUUGAGCCUCUUGGGAACUGUGUUGUCCUCCAGCAACUGUAUCUUGCUGGAAAUCAAAUAACUUCACUUGCUAGCCUUCCUGAACUUCCUAACUUGGAGUUCCUUUCUAUUGCUCAAAACAGGCUAAAGUCAGUUUGUAUGGCUCGACAGCCUCGACUUCAAGUGUUAGCAGCUAGCAGAAACAAAAUAUCAACUUUGAAGGGAUUUCCACAUUUUCCUUCUCUAGAGCAUUUGCGUGUUGAGGAGAAUCCACUACUUGAGAUGCCACACUUGGAAGCUGCUUCUAUCCUACUUAUAGGUCCUACUUUGAAGAAGUUCAAUGACCGAGAUCUGAACCCCAACGAGGCUGAGGUAGCUAAGCAAUAUCCUGCUCAUACAGCUAUUUGCAUUCGGGAUGGUUGGGAAUUUUGCUCCCCUGAACUUGCUGCUGAUUCAACAUUUUCUUUCCUACUUGAGCAAUGGAAUAAUAAGCUGCCUCAAGGUUACAUGGUGAAUAAAGCUUAUGUUGACCAUCCGUUUGAAGAGGAUCCAUGCCAUUGCCAUUUUAGAUUCACAAAUCUUGGUGGUGAGGGUGAGCUAGUCCUCAAAUACCAAUGGUUUCUGGGUGGCAAAACACCAACAGAUUUUGUUGCUAUCCCUGGUGCAUCGAGCGAGGUGUACUGGCCAAAACGUGAGGAUGUUGGAAGAUGUUUGAAAGUUGAAUGCACUCCAAUAGUAAAUGGUGCAGAAUUUUCGCCCGUUUUUGCUGUAUCUUUACCUGUUUCUCCAGGUACUGGAUGUCCAAAGGUCAUCAAUCUGGCAGUCAGUGGUGAAGUAGUGGAAGGAAACAUACUCAGUGGAGUUCCUGAAAUUGCCUGGUGUGGUGGAACACCUGGGAAAGGCGUUGCAAGUUGGUUAAGGCGGAGGUGGAACGGCAAUGCUGUAGUAAUUGAUGGAGCUGAGGGGAUGGAAUAUCAGUUGACAGUCAAUGAUAUCAAUUCAAGUUUGGUAUUUAUGUACACCCCUGUUACAGACGAGGGUGUCAAGGGAGAGCCGCAAUGUACAAUGACAGAUUUUGUGAAGGCUGCAACACCAUCAGUCAGCAAUGUGCAUGUUCUGGGAGAUAUUGUUGAAGAUAACAUUAUCGUAGGGAAAGGAAAAUACUUCGGUGGCAGAGAGGGACUAAGUAAAAUCCGGUGGUUUAGAGAGAAGGAAAAUGGUGAAUUUCUUCUUGUGCUAUCAGACAGCAUGGAGUAUACACUAACCAAGGAGGACGUGGGGAGACACCUCAAAUUUGUAUAUAUCCCUGUUAACCUUGAAGGUCAGGAGGGUGAAUCUGCUUGUGCGAUAACAGAUGUAGUUAAGAAAGCCCCUCCAAAAGUAUUCAAUCUAAAGAUUGUUGGGGAAUCUAUGGAAGGAAGCAAGAUAUCUGCCAGUGCUACUGUUACAGGUGGAACUGAAGGGUCCAGCAGGGUUCAAUGGUACAAGGCAUCUUCCUCUGAAUUUAAGAAUGAACAUGAGCUUGAAGCCCUUACUCCGUCACGAGUUUCUAAGACAUUCCGCAUUCCUCUUGGUGCUGUUGGAUAUUAUAUCGUUGCAAAGUUUACACCUGUGGCACCUGAUGGUGAAGUCGGUGAACCAGCCUAUGCUACAUCAGAUGGCCUUGUGGAAACACUACCACCCAGCCUGAACUUCUUAACAGUCACUGGUGAAUUCUCUGAGGGUCAGAUAUUAACAGCAUCAUAUGGGUAUAUCGGAGGACAUGAAGGAAAUAGUUUAUACAGCUGGCACCUUCAUGAGGCUGAAGAUGACGAAGGCACUCCACUUUCAGAGGCAACCGGUUUGCUACAAUACUGUGUUACAAAGGAAGCUGUUGGAAAGUUUGUUUCUUUCAAAUGCACCCCUGUCAGAGAUGAUGAUAUUGUUGGUGAGGCAAGAUCAUUCAUAGGAAAGGACAGAGUUACUCCAGGGAUGCCGACAUUACUUUCUCUUGAAGUAACUGGUGAUGCAAUUGAAGGAACAACUAUGUUUGCCAGUAAAAGGUAUUGGGGAGGAGAAGAAGGGGACACAAUGUUCCGCUGGAUACUGACAAAUUCUGAUGGAACCGAGAAAGAAAUUGAAGGAGCAACAAGUUCAUCAUACACCUUGAAAUGCAAUGACAUUGGCUUCUACAUAUCUGUCUUGUGCAAGCCUGUUAGAAAUGAUGGAGUUGAUGGUUCUUUAGUGUCGACUGAAGCGAUUGGUCCUAUUAUACCAGGGCCACCAACAUGUCAAUCUCUUGAACUAGCUGGCUCUAUGGUUGAAGGUGGCCGUUUGACCUUUCAUGCUGUGUAUACAGGAGGUUUGCGGGGAAGUUGCAUCCAAGAAUGGUUCAGAUUACAUGAUGAUGGGCACAAGGACAAGUUGACUGCUGAUGAAUGUCUAGACCUUGAUCUAGCUGAUAUCGAUUGCCGGAUUGAACUUAUGUAUACACCUGUACGAGAAGACGGAGUGCACGGGUUACCAAGGAGUGUUACUUCUGAUACAAUCUUACCUGGGGAGCCCAAGGGUGUCAAUCUUAUUCUACCUGAGUGUUUUGAGGACAAUGAAAUUUCUCCCAUCAAAACCUAUUUCGGUGGCAAGGAAGGCACUGGCAAAUAUACAUGGUUUCGAAAUAAAGAGAAACUUGAUAACUUGGAAUUUGAUCUGGUUGCUGAAUCAUCAGAAGUUGUUGGAGAAACCUUAAAAUAUAAGCCUUCAUUGAAUGAUGUUAGUUCCUAUCUGAUUCUUUAUUGGGUUCCUACACGGCGUGAUGGAAAGGUUGGUGAUCCUUUGAUGGCUAUCUCUGAUGAUCCGGUCAUGGCAGCUUUUCCAUCUGUUUCGGAUGUUCACUUAGAGCAGAAAAGUUCAGAUGUAUAUUGUGGACUAGGCAUCUAUUAUGGUGGAUAUGAGGGAUUAAGCUUGUAUAGAUGGUACAGGGAAUCUAGUGAUGGAACUAGGCUUCACAUAGAUGGUGCUGAUUCAGUCACAUACGAAGUGACAGAUGCUGAUUACAGCUGCCGUCUACUGUUUGGUUAUACUCCUGUUCGUUCAGAUGGGAUAAGUGGAGAAGAAAAACUCUCUGAACCAUCUGAUGUAAUUUUGCCAGAACUACUCAAAAUCGAGACACUCAAUUUCAAGGGGAAUCAGGUUGAAAGAGAAACACUGACUGCUGCUGAACAAAUUCCGUACAGUGAGAUUCAACAACAUAUAUGGAAAAAUUAUAAGAAAGAGAUGAAAUAUCAAUGGUUUAUUUCCAAUGAAUCAGGAGGCGAUCAGUCUUUUGAACCAUUGGCAACCCAGUGUUCUCGCUCAUACAAAGUGCGCUUUGAGGAUAUUGGUCGUUGCCUGAAAUGCGAAUGCUUUGUCACUGAUGUAUUUGGACGAUCUAGUGAAUUGGUAUCCGCUGUGACUGCUCCUAUUUUGCCAGGAAGGCCUAAAAUUGAAAAGCUGGAGAUUGAAGGAAGAGGUUUCCACACUGACCUAUAUGCCGUUCAGGGUACCUAUAGCGGAGGCAAAGAAGGCAAGAGUAAAAUACAAUGGCUCAGAUCGAUGGUUGGAAGCCCUGAUCUUAUCUCCAUACCUGGCGAAACUGGAAGAACGUAUGAAGCUAAUGUUGAUGAUGUAGGGUAUAGGCUUGUUGCAAUUUAUACACCUGUAAGAGAGGAUGGAGUUGAGGGACAACCUGUUUCUGUUUCAACAGAACAGAUUGCAGUUGAGCCUGAACUUUACAGGGAAGUGAAACAGAAGCUCGAUGAUGGUUCAGUCAAAUUUGAGGUUCUGUGUGACAAGGACCGAACACCCAAAAAGGCACAAGUAAUGGGCCAUUUGGAGCGGAGGGUUUUGGAAGUCAACCGAAAGAGGAUAAAAGUAGUAAAGCCUGGAUCUAAGACAUCAUUCCCGAGUACUGAAGUACGAGGAACCUACGCUCCACCGUUCCAUGUCGAGCUGUAUCGCAAUGACCAGCACCGCUUCAAGAUUGUUGUCGACGGUGAUACUGAAGUUGACUUAAUGGUGCAAACACGGCACAUGCGAGACCGCAUCAUCCUCACGAUCAGAGGCCUCGCCCAGAAGUUCAACAGCACCUCCCUCAACACACUUCUCAGGAUCGAGUCAUGAUAGACCUGACAGUGUAAAAACCAACUAUUACGGGAAGCUGUACCCCUUGUUCCGAUUGGUUAGAGUGCGUGGUUUUAGUAGGAUUCGUGACAUGCCAGCCUUUUGUGUGUAUGGGUGUGGGACGGGCCGAGCGUGUUGGAUUACAAUUUUUUCCCUGACACAUCUCUCAAAUCAGAGCAGCAUCAGCUGGUUGCUCUGACUGGUGCCGUCGUGCGUCAUGAAAUGUACAUAGGGUGGUUAGAGCGAGAAAGAGAGUGGUGUUUCUUGGUGCUGUAUUUAUUAUGCACUGGUUGGGUUGGGUUUUUUCGACUGCCAUUCUCAUACUAAGUAUUGGUUCUUUCUUUUUUCGGUCGUUGGGUUUGCAUAUACUUGUACCGACAACACAGCUUGGGGUGAUUGGGCGAGUGCU
Zea mays is the source of this 5964-nucleotide messenger RNA. RefSeq names its product 187-kDa microtubule-associated protein AIR9. Bases 606 to 5555 code for a protein of 1649 amino acids. The record is from RefSeq and is a predicted model, not a curated record. NCBI's taxonomy places the organism in Eukaryota, Viridiplantae, Streptophyta, Magnoliopsida, Poales, Poaceae. Gene Ontology annotation, molecular function: protein binding. The transcript has 38 exons.